Molecule: messenger RNA, 1968 nt
Organism: Penicillium griseofulvum
Lineage: Eukaryota; Fungi; Ascomycota; Eurotiomycetes; Eurotiales; Aspergillaceae
Exons: 10
Coding region: 1-1968 (655 amino acids)
Source: RefSeq, a predicted model, not a curated record
AUGGACCCCCUUUCUGUCGCCGCUUCUUUGGCUGGUCUCAUCACCAUAUCAACCCAGAUCGUCAGUAUCAUUCACACCAUAAAAUCGAAGAACAAUAAAGACUUGGAAUCGCUCUCUAGAGAGGUCCACGCUGUGAGGGGAAUCCUAUCACAAAUCCAACAAAUUGUUCAAUUCCAGUCCACCAAAGCUUCCAAGAAUUCAGAAUGGCUUGACGCACUCAGCGCAACUUUGGAUGACUGUGGUGAUACGUAUCUACAGUUGCAAAAGUCCUUGCAAGGACUGGUGUCAAGCUCGAGGCUUGAGGCGCUCAAGAAGAAAGUCAAGUGGACGCUCAAGGAGAAAGAUAUCCAGGACUCAUUGAGAAAGGUCGAGAGCUAUAAGCUUUCACUGGACUUGUUAUUGUCGGUUCAAACGAGUACUGCCACCACCAAAAUUGAAGAUGUGCUGGCUCAAAUCCAAAAGAAGUUACUAGUUACACCCGCUGCUCCCACGACUCGGACACCCUUGUCGUGGAGAAAGAAGCUAGCGGGCUUUGAGGCAGAUCCUUUACCCUCACAAACAAGCGAUCAAGAAGAUGCGCAGUCAGAUGCAGGGAGCUCCACAGCCAGUGUUUCAUACGUUAUUCCAGGGCCAAAUACUUCCGACUGGACUGAUCCAGGAAUUUUCGGAAUAAACCAGGACGAAGGCAAAGAUGCCCCUGACCUCAAUGACCCAGGGCUUGCUUGUAUCUGUGAAAUACCUGUCGGCGCGAAAAAAAUCAGCCUCUUCUGUAGCUGGGAUACAUAUCCAGCGAACGAGAUAUUCACGCCUAUUCGGGCACAUAUUUUGUUUAAAGGGCCCACACCUGGAGACUUAUAUUUUAUUCAGCUGGAAGAAUCUUUCACAAUACAACCCAUCGAGCGCUUUGUUGUCCCAGUAGGGAAAUGCAGUCUCAUCAUUGCGCAAUGCAACACCAAGGGUGGCGUGCGCUCUCUGAGCGAGCUUGACGAACGUGAUGAUAACGAGGGGUUCAAUCUCGCCCUUGAUGAAUUUGCAUUGAAGUCCACCUCAGGUUCUCAGCAGGUACUUGUAAAUUUUGACAGUGUCCAAGAUCGAGAGAAAUUCUUAGACCAUCUCUAUGGUAUCCGAUAUCUGCAGCGCAUGGACUUCGCAUUUGGCUUGUCGAACCAGUUCUAUCAUCAUUCGCCCUACCAAAAAAGGAUCCAAAACGUACAAAUAGGGUAUGCGGAUGGGACUGAAAAAUCAUACAUCUAUCCUUAUCUAUACCUCGAUUAUCCUAUAGAGGGUCGAUCUCUCAUGCUUGCAUGUGGAACCAAGCCGAAUAGCGAAGAGGCGGUAGUAUUCAAGGAAAACAUCCUCGAACUCGAUUUCGAGAUCGUAGGAUCUGAAUCCAUUGUAUUCACAAACCAGGAUGGGAAAGCUAUACAUACUAUAUCGGCAACGGUCGGCUCCAUCGAUGAGCUUCUUUGUUUGUACCACCGCCUGCAAGAUGCCACCAGAGAGUGGAAAUCAAUCGAAGCAAGAGGGGUGGACGAUUUCGAAACCAAAGCCGAAUGGCAAGUUGGGACUCUGGAAUUUCUCAAGGAUUCUAUAGCUACUACAAGUUCCUUUGACAAUGCUCACGUUGCUGUUCAAGUCGAUCGUUUCUCGAGGCGAAUGAAAAUGGAAAUCUCGACAAAAGACUCACAGAAGAUAUUGGCUUCCUGUCACGUCAUGACUUCAUCUAUUCUGUUCUACAAAGAGCACUUCAGAAAGGAUGCACCAGACUUCUUUACUGAUCCCUCCGUACAAGCCGGCUUUUGGGACUUGAAGAACGGCGCUCCUACUCCUGACAACUUUCAUGCAGGACAGGUAAGGAUCCAUGGCCCCAAGGCAAAGAGAAUUUGUGACGAGCUGGAAGAAAUUGCGGAGAAUUGCAAAAGAGAUACCAAGGAUGCACAGAAGAGAUUCUUAAAGAUGGUCGGUUAA